Messenger RNA from Paramecium primaurelia, 2324 nucleotides. Lineage: Eukaryota; Ciliophora; Oligohymenophorea; Peniculida; Parameciidae. The record is from the annotation of a GenBank genome assembly.
AUGAGCUAAUUAGAAGCAAAUUCUUAAGCACAAAUUUCUUAUCAAGAAAGGAGCAAACCUGAUUCUAAUCGAUAAUUGGGAACAUCUAAUUUAUCAAAUGGAUAAAAUAUUAAAAGCAUAGAUAAUAAUGAGUAUGACAUUUAUAAUUAAACAUUAGGUUUGUUCCAAGGAGAUCUUCACAAACAAAUAAGUAAGAAAUUGAUAUAAUCUAGCUAUGGAUAUUAAUAAAAUAUUCCUCAAGUUUAUCAAUAUCCAUAAUUCAAUUAUCCUGUAAUGGGAUAACAAACAAUGAAAGAAUAAGAACAUGAAGAAUAGAUCUAAAGAUUAAUGAAAGAGAAUGAAACAUUAAGGUAUGUUUCAAAAAGUAAUUAGAUAUUAGUGGAGAACCUUGGAGUAGGACAACUAUAAGUUAAAAAACGAUAAGUAUUAAAUCUGAGUAUAUUAGUAUGCAAUUAAGUAAUAGAGAUAAGAGUAAUAAUGCUGAAAUUUAAGGAUUGUAGUAUGAUAUAUAUGAAUAUUCUAGGGAUUAAAUACUACAAUUAAAAAAUGAAAAUAAGAGAUUAAUGAAUACAAUUUAAGAUGAUCAAUAUUAACUUUUAGAUUUAUAAAAAUUAAAGAAGCAAGUAGAACUAAAUUAGGGGCUUGAAAAUUAGAUAUCUGAAUUGGAGUAGCAGCUUUCAAUUGCUAAUAAACAGGUGUAAGAACAAAAAAGAUUAAAUUCUUUUUCAGAUAGUGAGAUAUAGACAUAAAAGGAAACUAUUGAAAAAUACAAAUUAUAGCUUAAAGAGUUAACAUAAAACAAUGAGAUGCAAAGUUAAAAGAAUGAUUAACUCCUAAAUGAUAAUAGAAAGAUGAAAUAAGCAUUAGAUAUGAUCAAUAAGGAUUUAACAAACGAAUAAACCUAAAACUAGGUGUUGAUUCAAAAAAUCAAUCAGUUGAAUUAGGGAUCCAAAGAUUAGAUUAAUAAUCUAUAGAAAAAUAUCUAGAAUCUCAAUUAUUAAAAUGAUCAAUUAAAAAAUUAAAUAAUCUAGCUUCAAUAAAAAGAAAAGGAAUUAUUAAAUGUGUAAAAUAUAAAUUUAUAGAAUGAAAAUAAAUUAAGAUAAAUGCAAUAAUAAAUAUCUGACUGUAAAUUAUAUAUAAAUAUUAGAAUAAAGGUAGAUUGAAUAAUAUGCAAUAACAAUAUAGACAGGAAAGAAUGAAUAUUAAAGAUUAGUUAUCAAAAGUCAAUAAUAAGAAUAAGAUAUAUGGAAGAUGAAAGAAUAAGUAAACUAAUUAAAUACCCAAAAUUAAAUGUUACAAAAUAAAUCUUAUCAGCUUGAAAGAACUAUUGAGGAUAGUUUAAAUAAAUCACAAAUUUAAUCUGCUGAUUUAAAAGGAACUCUUGACAGAUGGAAAAACUAUGGAUUAUCACUAGAAUAAGAAAUAAAGAAAAGAGAAGUAGCUUUACUUUAAUUAGAAAAUGAAUAUGUGCAGAUGUAAAAUCAAAUAAAAAAUGCUUAAGAAAAUGAAUUUUAAUACAAAAAUGAAAGAACAAUAACAUUAUAAAAAAUGAAAGAGAUGCAUGAUGAUUUGCUAUUGUAUGAAAAAAAAUGUAAUUAGUUAGAAAGAGGUAAAAUAUAUAAUCAAAAUUAUAGAGUUAUAAUUAUUAUAAGAGUAAAAUAACAAUGUAUUACAAAAUCAAGAAAGGUUAGAACAAGAUAAGUAAUAAUUAAAUUUGGAAGUCAAAAAUUUAAUGGAUGAAUUACUUAGAACUUAAAAUUAAAAUGAUUUAAAAUUGAGAGAUUUUGAUGCUUUAUAAAUGAAAUAUGAUUCUGAAAAUAAUGCAAAAGAAAGAGAAAUUUAGAAUUUAAGAUUAUAAAAUAAUAUGCUUUAAGAAAAAAAUAAUUAAUUAGAAAAUGAUUUGGCUAGAGAAAAAGUAUUUGUGUCUGUAUAAUUUAUAGGAAAAAUUAUUUCAAAUGGAAUCUAGAAUCAGAAGUUUAGAGACUGAAAUACAUAAUCUUUAGUUUAAAUAAACCUUAAAAUAAUAGUAUUCAUGGAAUUAGGAAGUACCAAAUAAUCAUAGUAAUCCGAUAGAAUUAACAGAAAAUAGCCAAAUUUAUUCAGGGAUUGUUGGACCUUAUUCAAAUCAUUCAGGAUAUUUGAACACUUAAUAAAUCAAUUUUGGAGUAUCAAAUUCUUAAAAACCAAAACCUAGAGAAGUGUAAAAUACUCCUUUUUAAAUUAAUGAAUUCCCUGAUCAUAGACGUACUAGCUCUUCGUAGCUAAUUAAAAGUAAAAAUUAUGAUUUGAGAUUCUAAAACCAAACAAAAAAUCAAUAAUUUUGA